GAAGGUCUAUAUACGCAACUAGCAUUUGAAGAAGCACCCAUAUGUUGUAGUGUCGUGCGGUCGCACUACUGAUGACGUUGAAUGCUCCCGGAAGUGGUCCGUUGCGCCUGUCUCCCCCACGUGUGGGCCAGUGUUGGUACUUGUAGUGCACGCACGGGCCGAGCUGAGGGCUACCUUUAUCCCAACACAGGACAUGGAGCAUCUACAGCUCAGCUUGCCCGGCUUGGGCGCAAUCGCCCAAAGGAGUGGAGGAGAGCUCAACAAAUUUCUGUCCAAACAGGUAUGGAAUCCCCAAGACAGAGAUGCCAUCCUUGGAAUUCUUUCCCAGUUACUGUUGGACAAGGAAUGCACACUGCUGAUUGGUCGCCAGCUUAGACCUUUGCUUCUGGAUCUGUUGGAGAGGAAUGCAGUGUCUAUUAAAUCAGGAGCACAGAUUAAUCAUGAUUUACAUGAGCGAUUAUGUGUAGCCAUGAGCAGAUUGGUCAGCAGCUGUCCUGAUGUUCUGCCGUUUUCAUUGAAGUAUUUUAGAAAUGCCUCCCCAGUUUUCCAAAGGCUUUUCUUGGAAAGUGGUGAUUCAAGUACUGUCCGUUAUGGUAGAAGAAGAAUGAAACUAAGAGACUUGAUGGAAGCGUCCUACAGAUUUCUUAAACAGGAUACAUUUUCUUUUCGAGAGAUGUGGGAUUGGAGUGUCUGUGUGCCUUUGCUUAAAAGUCAUGACUUGACUGUUCGUUGGUACACCGCUCAUUGCCUAUCCUUAGUAACUUGCAUGUGUGAUGAAAAUAAACAGACCUUUCUGAAAAAACUAUUUACUGCAGAAGAGCUAAUUCACUUUAAACUUCAGAUGGCUGAUGAACUCCAUUCCCAGAAUAUUGAGAGAAGCCUUUUGCUGGCUAAUCCUGAGACAGAAAUGUGGCACAGAGAGAAAAGCCAGCAGUACACAAAAGGCCAAAUUGUGUCCAGUGACCUAUGUUCCAGUGUUGUGUCAGUGUGCGGAGUAACGUUACCUAAGAAAAUGCUGUCAGAACAGGGUCAGGACAAGAAUGUUCGCCAGUUGGUGUUGGUUGAGUCUACUUGUAGGAGUCUUCAUAACCUAGCUCUAGCAGUUUCUUAUCAGAACGCUGUGCUCUUGGAAGGACCAAUUGGAUGUGGAAAAACUGCCUUGGUGGAGCAUUUAGCCACGGUCACCGGCCGUCUCAAACCACCUGAUAUUCUAAAAGUUCAACUUGGGGAUCAAACAGACAGCAAGAUGUUACUGGGAAUGUAUCGCUGUACAGAUAUCCCCGGAGAGUUUGUUUGGCAGCCUGGAACCUUAACUCAGGCUGUGUCCAAUGGGCACUGGAUCGUUCUGGAGGAUAUUGAUUAUGCUCCAUUGGAUGUGAUUUCAGUGUUAAUUCCAGUUCUGGAAAGUGGAGAAUUGUUGAUUCCUGGAAGAGGAGACUGUAUAAAAGUUGCACCUGGAUUUCAGCUUUUUGCCACUAGAAGAUUACUUAGCUCUAGUGCUGGGACCUGGUAUCGACCACAAAACAGCCAUGCUACAUUACUGGACAAACAUUGGACCAAAAUUCACAUGGAUAAUAUGAACAGAGAGGAACUAAAAAAAGUCCUUCAGGAGCUCUAUCCCAAAUUGAAUUUUGUAAUAGACCGAUUACUGGAUAUUUACAUACAACUCACCGGAGACAAGCAUACAGCCACAUCCUUGCAUGUCUUUGAAGGAACCGAAGGUUCAGAAGAACCAAAAGCAGAUGAAAAAAAAUCUAAUCUUGAAGGACGAGGUUUAUCGCUGAGGGAUUUGUUGAAGUGGUGCAACAGGAUUGUAUACUCCUUUGAUGGCACCUCUGCUGACUCUGCACUCAACAUAUUUCAUGAGGCCUUGGAUUGCUUCACAGCUAUGCUUUCUAAGCCUGCUGCCAGACUCAAGAUGGCAGAAGUAAUUGGAAGCCAACUAAACAUUUCAAAACAAAAGGCAGAGUACUAUUGUCAGCUUUAUAAACCAGAUGUUGCUGUACAAGAUCUCCAUGUCACUGUUGGAAGGACUGAAGUAAUUAGAAAGCAAGUGGAGACCAUUCACAUUCACAGGGAAAACAUCACCUUUGCAGCAACACGUCCAUCCUCUUUGUUGAUUGAACAGCUUGCUGUGUGUGUUAACAAAGGGGAGCCUGUUUUGCUAGUGGGAGAAACUGGCACCGGAAAGACUUCAACUGUUCAAUAUCUUUCUCACAUUGCAGGUCAGCGCCUUCGCAUUGUGAAUAUGAACCAGCAGAGUGAUACUGCAGAUCUGUUAGGAGGCUACAAGCCUGUGGAUCACAAGCUGAUUUGGCUUCCUCUCAGGGAGGUUUUUGAAGAGCUGUUUGCACAAACGUUUUCUAAGAAGCAGAACUUAACAUUCCUUGGUCAUAUUCAGACCUGCUACCGACACAAAAAGUGGCAGGACUUGCUUAAACUAAUGCAACAUGUCCUGAAGUCUGCAAUGAAUAAGAUGCAAGCUGGAGAGACAGAGCCCCUUUUGCUAGAAAAAUGGGAAGGUUUCUCUCUUCGCCUGAACCAAGCCCAGCAGCAAAUGAAGAUGACGGAAAAUGCAGUGCUUUUUGCGUUUGUGGAGGGCAUUCUUGCUCAAGCAGUAAAAAAAGGAGAGUGGAUUUUACUGGAUGAAAUUAACCUGGCUGCUGCAGAGACACUGGAGUGCUUGUGUGGUUUACUUGAGGGGUCAUCUGGAUCACUGGUUUUACUGGACAGAGGGGACACAGAACCCCUUAUUCGCCACCCAGAUUUCCGAUUGUUUGCCUGUAUGAACCCAGCUACUGAUGUAGGGAAACGCAAUCUCGCACCUGGAAUAAGAAACAGAUUUACUGAGCUUUAUGUGGAAGAAUUGGAAAGCGAAAAUGACUUGCAGAUUCUCAUCACUGAUUACUUAAGAUGUGUCAAUGUGGGCAAGGUUAUUGUACAAGGAAUAAUCAGCUUUUACUUGACUGUACGCAAGAAGACUAAUUUAGGUUUGGUGGAUGGCACAGGUCAUAGACCCCACUACAGUCUGCGCACUCUAUGCAGAGCUCUGAGAUUUGCCUCAUCAAACCCUUGUGGUAACAUCCAGCGCUCUCUGUAUGAGGGAUUUUGCCUCUCUUUCCUCACACAACUUGACAGAUCCUCCCACUCCAUAGUCCAGGCAUUGAUUUGCCGUCACAUUUUGCAGGGAAACCUCAAAAAACUAAUUAAGCAGCCUCUUCCAGAGCCGCAUGGAGGAAGGUUUGUCCAGGUAGAAGGAUACUGGAUACCAGUGGGAGAUAAAGACCCAGCUAUUGAUGAAUCCUAUGUCCUAACUUCCUCUGUGAAGCUAAACUUGAGAGAUCUUGUUAGAGUUGUCUCUGCAGGGUCUCAUCCAGUACUUAUUCAGGGAGAAACCUCUGUAGGCAAAACUAGCUUAAUCCGUUGGCUGGCUUGUGCAAGUGGGAACCAUUGUGUGCGAAUUAACAACCACGAGCACACAGACAUCCAGGAGUACAUAGGCUGUUACACGUCUGACACUUCAGGAAAACUUGUUUUCCAGGAAGGUGUUCUAAUUGAUGCUAUGAGGAAAGGUUACUGGAUCAUCUUGGAUGAGUUGAAUUUGGCACCAACAGAUGUACUUGAGGCUCUAAACAGAUUGUUGGACGAUAACCGAGAACUUUUUAUCACCGAAACCCAGGAAGUGGUAAAAGCACACCCUAGGUUUAUGCUUUUUGCCACUCAGAAUCCACCAGGCAUUUAUGGCGGCCGGAAGGUGUUAUCAAGGGCAUUUCGCAACAGAUUUGUUGAGCUACAUUAUGAUGAAUUACCAAGUGCUGAACUGGAAUCCAUUCUUCACAAGCGUUGCAGCCUUCCUCCCUCGUACUGCAGCAAGUUGGUUGCUGUCAUGUUAGAGCUCCAGGCAUAUAGAAGAGGAUCUUCAGUGUUUGCAGGAAAGCACGGUUUCAUAACCUUGAGAGAUCUUUUCAGAUGGGCUGAACGGUACAGAUUGUCUGAACAAACAGUGGGAGAUUAUGAUUGGCUUCAGCAUUUGGCAAACGACGGAUUCAUGCUUCUGGCAGGGAGAGUAAGGAAACAAGAGGAAGUAGAUGUUAUCAUUAAAGUUAUAAAGAAAUGUUUCAAGAAGAAUGUGGACCCACAGAUUAUUUUCUCAGAAGAAAAUGUGCAAAAGCAGCUAAGUGAAUUAUCAACUCGGAAUAAUGAUAUGGAUCAAAAAUUCUCUCACAUUGUAUGGACAAAAGGAAUGCGAAGACUGGCCAUACUUGUUGGUCGAGCUUUAGAGUUCGGUGAGCCAAUUCUUCUGGUUGGCGAUACAGGGUGUGGCAAAACGACCAUCUGCCAGCUGUUUGCAGCUUUGUCCGAUCAACAUCUGUAUUCUGUCAAUUGUCAUCAGCACAUGGAGACUUCGGAUUUCUUGGGUGGAUUGCGUCCAAUUAGAAAUAGGUCAAAAAACAAUGAUGAUGUGGAAAGUUCCAGGCUAUUUGAGUGGCAGGAUGGGCCACUGGUAUUGGCUAUAAAAGAUGAUGACUUUUUCCUUAUGGAUGAAAUUUCUCUGGCAGAUGACUCUGUAUUAGAGAGACUCAACAGUCUUCUUGAAAUGGAAAAGACAUUGGUCUUGGCUGAAAAAGGAAGCAGUGAUGAUGAGCAUGAUGUUGAGCUGUUAACAGCUGGCAAGAAUUUUAGAAUUUUGGCCACUAUGAAUCCAGGAGGAGACUUUGGUAAAAAGGAGCUCUCUCCAGCCCUGCGUAACAGAUUCACAGAAAUCUGGUGUCCACAAAGUAAUGACCGCUGCGAUCUUGUUGAAAUCAUCAAACACAACUUAAAUCCUGGGCUGUCUUUGAGCUCUUCUCAUUUCCACAGUGCUAACAUAGCUGACCUCAUUAUGGACUUCAUUGAGUGGCUGACAAACCAAGAUUUUGGACGUCGCUGUAUACUAAGCAUCCGAGAUGUAUUGUCGUGGAUACAUUUUAUGAAUGAAACGACAACCAUAAAAGACAAGGCAGAUGAAAUUAAUCUUAUUGAUUCUUGCCUCGAUACAGUUACAGCUUUUCUUCAUGCAGCAUGUCUAGUAUAUAUUGAUGGUUUAGGUUCAGGAACCACUUUUUGCUCUGCUGAAUCUGCUCUCUUAGCCCGACAAGAAUGCAUGCGUUUCCUUAGUGAAAAGCUCUCUGGAAUUGUUAACAUUAAUGAAGAUUUGCUGUCUGAGUUAAAAAUGUAUGAUCGGGCUAAACAGAGACCCAUAUCCUGGCUUGAAAACUUUUUUGGAAUCCAUCCUUUUUAUAUACCGAGAGGUCCUGCUUUCCAAGAAGAGAAUAUGGAUGACUAUGCCCUCAAUGCAGAAACUACAUCCAUGAAUGCACAAAGACUUCUUCGAGCCUUGCAACUCCACAAACCCAUUCUGCUUGAGGGCUCACCAGGUGUAGGAAAAACCAGUCUUGUCACUGCAUUGGCACAAGCCUCUGGGCACUGUCUCGUCCGUAUCAACCUUUCUGAACAAACGGAUGUUACUGAUUUAUUUGGCACGGACUUGCCUGUUGAUGGUGGAAAAGGGGGUGAGUUUGCCUGGCGCGAUGGACCUCUUCUUUCUGCUUUAAAGGCUGGGCACUGGGUUGUCCUUGAUGAACUCAAUCUAGCCUCACAGUCCGUAUUGGAGGGCUUGAAUGCUUGUUUUGACCAUCGUGGUGAAGUGUACAUCCCUGAGCUUGGAAUGAGCUUCCAGGUGAAACACGAACAAACAAAAAUCUUUGGGUGCCAGAACCCCUUUCGUCAAGGAGGAGGCAGAAAGGGACUCCCUCGCUCUUUUCUCAACAGGUUUACACAGGUUUUUGUGGAUCAACUUUCUGUUUCUGACAUGGAAUUCAUUUCAAAUUCACUAUUUCCUGCCAUUGACAAAGCUACUAUUACUAAAAUGGUUGCUUUCAAUAACCAGAUUGACCAGGAAGUAAUGGUUCAAAGAAAAUGGGGUCAGAAAGGAGGACCAUGGGAAUUUAACUUGAGGGAUCUAUUUAGAUGGUGUCAGUUCAUGCUGGAGGAUCAAUCUCAUGGAAACUAUGAUUCAUCACAACAUGUUUUUCUUGUCUAUGGAGAGAGAAUGAGAACUAAAGAGGAUAGACAAAAGAUAAUUUCAAUAUACAAGGAAGUAUUUGGUCAGGAAUGCAAGCCUUACAUGGGGACACGCCAAUUUCACAUCAUGCCUCAAACCUUGCAGAUUGGAUACUCUGUUCUCGAGCGUAGUAUUGACUUUAAUACAGCCUGGGUCAGAGACCUGCGUCUCCUUCACUGUUCACUUCAGUCACUUGAACCUAUUAUGAAGUGUGUACAGAUGGACCAGAUGGUUAUCCUUGUGGGUCCUGCAGCUGUAGGCAAGACCAGCCUCAUUCAACUCUUAGCUCUUUUAACAGGAAACAAACUCAAGGUUAUGGCUAUGAAUAGUGCUAUGGAUACUACAGAGCUCUUGGGAGGCUUUGAACAGGCUGACAUUAACAGACCAUGGCAGCAGCUUCUGGAUCGAGUUGAAAAUGCCGUGACUACAUUAGUGAAGAACUGCCUCUUGACUUCAGAUGUCUCUCCAGAUGACACAGAGGCCCUACUGCGUUCUUGGAGCAAUUUGAAUCUGAAUCACAAACCCAAGUCUGUUGGAGAAGGUGGCAGGGGUAUAACUACAGAUCUGCUGAACAAACUUGAAUCUGUUCUUUUGUCAGUCCAAAGACUUAACAUGAAGCUCAACGCCUUUUCUAAAUCAGAAUUUGCAGUAAUUGUAGGACAGUUCAACAAUUUUAAGGCACAGCUCUUGCAUUCCGUGGAAGGACAAAGCAGUGGAACCUUUGAGUGGGUAGAUGGCAUGUUGAUACAAGCCUUGCAGUCAGGGGACUGGUUACUUAUGGACAAUGUUAACUUCUGCAAUUCCUCUGUGCUGGAUCGCUUAAAUGCUUUGUUAGAACCUAGAGGAGUUCUUACGUUGACUGAACGAGGAGUGAUCGAUGGAUUAACCCCAACAAUUAAGCCUCAUCCAAACUUUAGGUUGUUUCUUUCAAUGGAUCCUUUGCAUGGGGAGAUAUCCAGAGCCAUGAGAAAUCGUGGCAUUGAAGUGUACAUUUCUGAGGAAACUAGCGGUACCCUGAUGGAUACUUUUGACAUAAAGGCAUUACUUCAUGGUGCUGGCAUAGUUGGAGAGAAAGUAUGUGAUGCAUUGAUAGCAGUUCACUCAGAAAUUCAGGAAAAAGUGAUGGGUUCCAUAGGCAGCUCUCGUUCCUCAUUGCUUCAUGCUGCCACACUUGUAUCCCAGCAACUACAGCGAGGUAUAGGUCUUCAAAAGGCUUUUCACAGAGCAUGCAAUGAGGUUUAUAUCUAUACUCAACACACCCCAGCAAUUCAAAAGCAAGUCCAGGAGAUUAUUUCAAGCAAGGUUUCUGCUUUUGCAAACACGCAUGGAGAUUGUUUGCUAGCCCCAGGGCUUUGGCCUGAUUCCGUACCUUCAGCCCUCCUUUCUACAGAGGAUUCUCUUAUGUCUACUGUACUAAGAGAUGGACAAGUCCUCCUAUAUGUUUUGAACAGACAUAAUUUACGAAGUAGCAGGACAUUUCCAUUAACUCUGCAAGAUCUCCAACAGACUAGCCAGAGCUGCCCUGCAGAUAAUGUCCAAUUUAGUGGCAUUGAAUUGGAAGUGAAUUGGAUGGACAACCCAUUAGUUGUUUCACACGGUGUCCAACUAGUGGUUGAAAAAGCAUCGUCGCUUGAUUGGAUGCUAAGAGCUCGAUGGCUUUCCCACCUAUCCAUGAAAUUGCCUUCAAGACUGGGAAAUCUGCAUUUAGAGAUUGAUGCAGGGGGGCAUGCUUUAGGGCGUCUCUAUGCUAGCUCUCUUCCUGAAGGAAUCUGUGAUGUGAUGAAACUCCUCUAUACAAACAUUUCUUAUGAAAAUUUUGUGCCAUUCGACCCACGUUGGAACAUGCAAUUCAUGGAUAUUGUGAAACAUUCACUCGGCUAUGGUAAAGGGUCUGCAAAUUCGAAGCAACUACUUGCCCUAUUGGAGAGCUCCGUAAACAGGGCAGUACUACUACUGAACAGGGAAGUGAAAAUGUACUUUGAAGCAAGUGACCGCCAAAAAUUGAAACAGAAGAGUGCCUUAAAAGUUGCUGUGGAAUUCCAUAAAGAUCCCGGUGUCUAUCAGGAUCUCCCUCACCCUGUGGUGGCACACCUUGCUGCAUUCUUUGACCUCUGGGACAUGUUGGUGUAUGAGAACAUCAAGUCAAGUAAUUCUCACCUGACAAAUGAUGCCACAGAUGAGGUGCUGUCAUCUCUUAAAUGGCGCGAUCGUUUCAGGGCAGUGUCUGAAACUGUGACUUUAGACACUGCAGGUCUAGCUCUUCUAACACUACACUGGCACUGGAUUGUGAAGCAUAUGCUAGACCAGAUUACACAAAUCUUCAAAGGACAUGAACAUCAAAUGUUGUCUCAGGAAGCCCAGUCUGUCUCCAUGCAUAUUCAAGACAUCCUUUCCAACCCUAAUGAAACACCAGUCAGUGUGAAGUUAUUGCAGAAAGUAUUAGGAAGACCUCUACCUUUUAAGGAUGAGAUGGUGGUGCAGUGUGCAGAGAAACUAAAAGCUAUCUGUUCUUCAUUGGAUAUUGUGGAUCUACGGCCCGUUAAAGGAGAGAACAAGUGGCAGCAGGAAAUGUGUAGGCUGAAGUCUGUUUGCACAGAUUGGAAAACCAAAACCAAUUUGCUUGAAGUCUGGGGUUCUGUCCUUCUAGCCAAUUAUCAGGAAACCAUCAACACUGAUGAGCUCAUGAUGUCUGUGGAGUCCCUGAAUGCACAUUUGAAGAAAUGUGGGAUAACUCUCAAUUCAACAAGGGAAGCAAAUUGUGAGGAUUCAGUUUCAGCACAGAUGGACACUGAAAAUCUGAAUUCACUUGCAAGAAGAGUUCAGUUGUGGCCUAUCAUGGAUUAUCUGAUGCUACUUUGGAAACACAAAGUGAUUACAGAUCUCUUGUCACACACUUACUAUGCAAGGAAGAACAUGCAGUCUGAUCUGUCCCAGCUUGUAGCAUUUUGUUUGAAGCAAACAACCUGUAAUGCACAGCAACUUCGAGCAUUUUGGUACCUUAAACAUAACCCAGAGGUGACUUCAGAAUAUGUUACAUUAUUGUGGUCAGAACUGGUGUGUAAUGUGUUAUCAUUAUCCUGGAAUAGUACCGUAACCACAGAUCCAGAUUAUUGGUCAUCUUGGAAACCUAUCUCUUGUCCGGAAGAAGUGAAAGCUCCUGGAAUUCUUAGGGGACCUUCUGUGAAGGGCCCUGGUAUUUUAAGCAAAGCUGUGUUCUCAAAAUGCUUCUGUGAAGUCCUGACGAGCAACAGCAAUGCAGUCCCGUGGGAUGUGAAUGGUCUCGGGGCCCUCUUAUUGUCCCAUGUGUCAUUAGGAGAGAGGGUCGAAAGAAUGUACCAGCUACAUGAAAUCACUUCUGCACUUUGGAGUAACAUGUCCUUCUCUUCUAUGGCUAGCUUUGGGAGCACAGAUUCUAGACUACAAGGCCUUAUUCUGUAUCAUCAUUUUGUUGCCCUGAAAGACAUUGUUCCGCAAAACAUUCAGGAGGAGUACCUACAAUACUGUGAUCAUCUUCCCACCAAAGAUUUGUCUGCUUAUCAUUACAUUCAGGACAUUCUCCAAGACUGGAGCAAUCAGCAAACAUUUCCACCACAUAUCCUUAAACUCUGGUUGACUUGCUUGCAGCAGUUUUAUGCUGAGGCUGACGGUACAAUGCAGACAACAGAAUCUGCCCAUCGUGGAUCACUGUGGGUUAAUAUGGGCUUACUACAAAUUCACAUCUGGCUGCCACAAACCAAGUUUGACCCUGCAGCAAAGAGGGAAUACAAACUUAAGUAUGCUAAAGAAGAGAUACUUGAACUGGAGAGUGAAUGGAAGACACGGAAUUGGUCAUGUAACCUCCUGACGGGAAAAGAACUUGAUGAUGAGAAUGUGAGCAACCAUGUCCAUCCACGCAUCAGGACACUACUUGAUAAAAUACAAGAACUGAAAAGACGCAUAACAAACCUAUCCAAAAAACAGGCUUUCCGUCCCAAGAGCCCAACAUAUGACUCUUUGUAUCAGGAUAUCCAUCACUACCUCACAACUAUUGCAAAGGUUUCUUCAGUGCAGGACUUUGCCUCCAGACUCCUAAAAGCCCUCAGCGGGAAAGGAACUAAAUCACGGCCAAAUCUUCUAAAUCUACUGUCUGAGGAGGCUACAUGGCAGAGGUCUCAUCAUCAAUUCAGGAAACGUUUGUCGGAGGAGUACUCUUUGUAUCCUGAUGUGAUUACCACUCUGUUGGCAGCCAUUUUGCAAAUGCAACAUGGCAUGAGGCUAAUCGCUUCAGAGGUGUAUACAAACAUUAACAGUGCUCUGAUUUCCCCAAGUAAAAUAACAAAUCUGGUCACUUGUCUCUCUGCCUUCCCAUCCACCUCAGAAUCUUUUCCAACGUACUUCUCACAUGCAGAUACUUUGUGUUCUGUGGGUUCUCUGGACAUUCUGAAAAGUCUCAAAAAACUUUCCCAGAAAUACACCUCAAAAGACAAACCUGUAGGAAUGGACUUAAAUUACUGCCUUACUAAAGAGCAGCUGCUGGUGAAUGGUUUGCUUUAUCUCCGCUCUCAUGUCCUAUCUGCGGGAGAAAUGGAUCCAGAAACCUUAAAUCUGUUCAGACAUGUAUGCCAGGCCAUAGUCAAUGAGUGGGACGAGCAGGAACAAUGUGCACGUGAAAGGGAGCAGCAAGAGACUAGUCUGUAUAAAUACAGAAGUAAGUCCCAUGGUACAGGGCUCACUGAGGAUGAGGAGGAUGAAAGAGAGUUCCGCCAGAGAUUUCCACUCUAUGAACGGGACUUUGCAGAUGUCACUGCUCUGCCCAGCCUUGAAGAACAGAUGGACACAGAGGAAAAGGUGGAGCAGGAAACUACAACCAAUAUCCUGGUGUCUCAAAGUUCAAUGCAGAAAGUGAUGUUUAUACACCAAGAGCUGUGCCUCGGCACAGCCAGGUCUCUCUGGUACCACCAAAAUAUACCACCACAUGAAGCAAAACAUUACCUCAAUGUUUUCCUCUCCUGCUACCAGACCAGUUCUACCCUGAUAGAACACAUGUACCCCUUAUUGGGUGCCGAGCUUAAUGACCAUCUUCUUGGCAGCCAGAUGUUUGCCAGCACAAUCCUGCAGAAUACAGUUUCAGGGAAAACCACUUCAAACCUCAUACUACAACAUGAAAGUUCUUAUGACUUUUAUCAACAUCCCAACAUUCAGCAAGUCCAGCAAUGCCAGGAUGUACUGCAACGAUUUACUAAAGAAGUAAACAGAUUAUUAGAAGACUGGCCAGAGCAUCCUGCUUUGGUACAGAUAUUGGUUAUAAUUGACCGAAUCCAGCGAUUCCCACUUUCCAGUCCCCUUGCCAAAUUCCUAAAUGGUUUAGAGAUUCUUCUUGCGAAGUCUCAGGAUUGGGAAGAAAACACCAGCCGCACCAUGUCUUUGAGGAAAUAUCUUGAUGAAGUCACCCAGUUAAUCAUCCAGUGGCGUAAACUGGAGUUAAACUGCUGGUCUUUGAGUCUUGACAACGUAAUGCAACGAUAUGCACUUAAAUCCACAAAACAUUGGUUCUCACUGUAUCAGAUGGUGGAAAAACACAUGCAAGACUGCCAGGGGGAAGAAAAUAUUGAAGAAAUGGCAUUGGAAUCCAUAGCAAAAACACUGCAAGAAUUUAUUGAAGGAUCCACUCUGGGGGAAUUCAGUACACGUCUCCAGUUGCUGCUGGUUUUCCACUGCCAUGUAUUGCUCAUGCCUCAAGCAACUGGCAAAGGCCUUCUUUGUAGUGUGCUGUGGAAUCUGUACAAUUAUUACAAGCAAUUCUUGCCAUCUGUCCAAGCAAGAAUCACACAAUUACGCAGUCCUUUGGAAAAAGAGCUAAAGGACUUUGUAAAAAUAUCCAAGUGGAACGAUGUCAGUUUUUGGUCUGUGAAGCAGUCAGUGGAAAAGACUCACAGAACCUUGUUUAAAUACAUUAAGAAGUUUGAAGGCACCCUAAGUGAACCUUGCUGCCCUGCCCUCACUGAAAGUGUCCAGGAAGAGAAAUUAGAUUUUGUUGACAACCUGAAAGAAGCUGAUGUCAAGAGAAACCCAAUACAGCAACUGAAUUCAGUUCUAAAGACCUCAUUAACUGGAGCAGGCAACAUACCGAUCAUGUCUGGAGAGAUCUUUUCAGCAGAUUCUCUUCAGAGUCGUCUACCAAAGUUAACUAAGCGCAUGAAGAAAUUGUGUGCCGAGUACAUAAAAAAAAGCUGCAUGCCCAAUCUGUUUGAAGACCUCAAUGAAUUUACAGAUGGCAUCAUCAGCUCUGUGGAAGACCUCCAAAAGCUAUCAAUAGACCAAUCUGCAGAAAAGGAAAAGCAGAAAUCUGAAGCCAAACACAUACUAAUGCAGAAACAGAGGGCAUUGGCAGAGCUUUUCAAAAUGCUUACUAAAACUGGUUUGUCUUAUAGGAAGGGUCUUGCAUGGAUGAAAACCAAACCUCUCCAGGACAUGCUUAGUCUCCUUCCUCUUGACUUGCACUGUGCUAUGGCUAAAUCAAAGAAAAAUCUGAAGAUUAAUGCUAUGUUAAUUACUGAGCUCUGCAUGACUUGGGAUGGGUGUCAGAAAUAUUUCUACAGGUCUCUUGCACGAAACUCGAAGUUGGAGGCAGCAUUUGCAUCACCUGCCAAGGAACUUGGUUUGGGAAACAUAGAGCGAUGCAAAGGUUUCACUGGUCACCUUCUCAAAGUCCUUAUGAAGCAGAGGAGCUCCCUCACUAAUGUUACUGAACAGUGGAUCAUUCUCAGAAAUCUGUUGAGCAGCAUGCAAGAAAUAAGCUCCCAACUGAGUGUAGACGACUACAAGAUCUCAUUCCCACCGCAGGAAGCAAUGCAGCAAUGGGUUGACAGGUUGCAGCAACUUUCCAUGCAGUGUUUGACCGUAGUAGAGCAGUUCUCUUGGUUUAUUGAAUGUUGUCCAUCAAGAGAGACAUCCGAGUCCAAUAUGCUGCAGAGAAGUGGAGGUGAAGCGGAAAAUCUGAAACUCGAGUCUACACCUAUGGAAUUCUCUUUAUCUCCUUUGCAUGACUACCCAUCUCCUGUAGCUGCAGAUUGUCUACCACCAGCUUGCAAAAUGCGGAGGCCAGACAAGGAGUGGGGGGAGUUGAACUCAUCAGUAACCAAGAUACUAAGUGAGAUUAAAGCCACAAAAACUGCAGUGGACCAGAUCCGAGCGCAAACUCAUGAGACGUUGCUCUAUUCUUGGAAGGAUUUUGAGGUCUGCUCCUCUGCACUGGACAGCAUGCAGCAAGUUGCAAUCGACUUGAGGGAAGUGGAGACUCUGUUUGUCCUGCCUGAUACAGAUGUGAAAGAGGCAGCGCAGCAUAUGACAUUCCUAAAGAGUCUCCUUUAUAUUAGAGAAGAAAUCCGUGUUGCCAUGAAGGAAUUCAGCUUGUGGAAAUCUCGCCUGCAGGCUAUUGGCAGAGCAAAGAGGAAACAAGAGUCUGAUGAGGCUUAUGUGGAGGAUUUUUCAUCACAAGUGGAAUCAACCAUCAAGUCUGUACUUUGUGCCAUCCAGAACCUUCUAGAGAAAAGAAGUGAUGAGAAAAUGAACACAGAGGCUGCAGGUGUUGAUGGAGAGGAGGAAUCUCUCCAGGAAGGUCUUGUUACCAGAUUGCUGACUGAAGAUGUCUGCAGAGACCUGAAAGUUUUGCAUGUGUCCAAUGUGAUCUCCUCUGUCUCUGAAUUAAUGGACAGGCUGAAAGCUUAUGGGGAGGAUUGCAUAAAAGACAAGCACACAUAUUUCAACCAAUGCUGUGGUUUACUGGUUCGUCUUUGGCCAAUGCUGUCUGUCUAUUCAGACCUUGUAUUGUUUUACCUCACUGUAUCGCUGGCAACACACAGAAGUACAGGAAAACUUAUCUCUGUGUUAAGUCGUCUGUUCACUGAGCUAGCUCAGAAGGGAUUUUGUGUCCCUAAGGACCUGAUUGAAGAAGAACCAGGCGAGGGAGCUACAGAGUUUCAUGAUUAUGAGGGAGGAGGACUUGGAGAAGGAGAAGGCAUGAAGGAUGUCAGCGACAAAAUAGAAAACGAAGACCAGGUGGAAGACACUAUGAAGAAAGGUGAAGACAAAGAUAAGGAAGAUCCAGACUCCAAAACUGAUGUUAAAGAGGAAGACAAUGCCAUUGAGAUGUCCGACGACUUUGAUGGAAAGAUACAUGAUGGGGAGCUGGAAAAGAAGGAGGAUGAAGAGGAUGAGAAAUCAAACAGUGAUGAAGAAGAUCUGGACAAGAAGAUGGGAGAUCUUGGUGAUGCUGAAGCUGAUAAAUUAGAUGAAAGACUGUGGGGAGAUGAUGACGAUGAUGAGGACAAUGAUGACGAAGAUGACAGUGAUAAAACUGAAGAAACUGGACCAGGAAUGGAUAUGGGUGAAUCUGAGCUUGUAGCAAAGGAUGACAAUUUAGAUGCUGGGAAUAAAAACAAAGAUGAGAAAAAGGACCAGUUCAAAGAUGAAAAACAUGAGGAGCAGUCAGACGAUGACCAAACCAAGAAAAAAAUCCAUGAGCAGCUUGAUGAGCGUGACUAUGAUGAGAAUGAAGUUGAUCCCUACCAUGGUAAGCAAGAUGCACAGCAGGAGCCAGAAGAUCUUGACCUUCCCGAUGACCUUAACCUGGAGAAAGAUGAUAAAAACAAUGAAGAGGAAGGAGAAGGAGAAGGAGAGGAAGAAGGCGAUGAAAAAAAUCCUCUUGACAUUGAAGAGAAGCCAAUGGAAAUAGAAGAUGGUGAGGACACAAAAACUAAAGAAGAGGAAGGGGCUGAUGAAGGGAAACAAGAGGAUGCGAAAGACACCACUGAACCAGAAGAAGGUGAAGCAGAGGAAAAACCAGCAGAGGAGAGUGUACAAGAAGGAGAGAACCAGGAUGAACCGGGUCAGGAUGAAAUAGGAGAAAAUACUGAAGAGGCGAGAAAUGAAGAGGAGAGCGAAGACAAGGAGGCUACGGGAGAAGAUGAAGAUAAGAAUGUGCCAGCAGAUAAUGGUCUCAUACCUCAGAGUGAAGAAAACAGCGAGCCAGACAAAGAGGAAGAAGUGCCUGACUCUUCACAGAGAAUGGAGCAUGAGACAUGCGGACAGACAGCAGAAAAUAACAUACAGAGCGAAACUGCUGCUGAGCUUGCAGGAGCUGCUUCAGAAAAGGAUCAAGCCAAAGAGGAUCAUGGAACAGGCACUGCAGAUGCCAGCCAGUCUGAGGGGCAUGAAUCCAAUUUAAUGGCAAGACUGGCAUCACAAAAGCAAAGUGUCCGGAGUACACAGAGCGUCAAGCGUAAGCCUGGUCAGGCAGAUGAUGAACGUUCCAUGGGAGAUCACAGUGACCAGGUCCAUAAGCGACUCCGGGUAAUGGAGUCCAGCACUGAUGUAACAGACAGCUCCAAGCAACCAGACCACAAAGUAGACGAUGCAGAUGCCUAUGAACAUAUCAAGCAUGGAGCAGAGUCCUAUGAUGCUCAGACAUACGAUGCAGCAAGUAAAGAUCAAGAGAAAACACAACUGCCUUCCAAUGAGGGGAUAGAUGAAGAUACCUCAUCCAAGGAUGAGGAUAUGGACCUACUCCCACAAGGUGAUGAAGAGCUUGAGGCCAUCAAUGUUGAGCAAUUAAAGCCAGAGGAAAUCACAUCCAGCUUCUCCAAAGGUCAAGGACCCAAUGAUUCUGAAUUAGAGAACCAAGGUCUGAAGACCGAAGAAAUUACAGAAACCCCAGAGGAGACCUCUGUAUACCCAGAAAAAGAGCAAUGGGAAAGAAGCACAGAGUCAACUAUUCACACAGUUCUGGAAUAUCUAAAGGAAAGAACGAUGCAGAUCCCACGUAACCAAGAUGAGCUUAGAAGAGAAUUGGAGAAGCAGUUAGAGGACUGGCACACUCAACCUGCUGGAAACAUCGAAGAGGAGAAGACCGCUGCUGAGAUGUGGCAGAGAUACCUUCUAUUAACGGGGCCACUUUCUCAGGAACUCUGUGAACAACUGAGGCUUAUUCUGGAGCCCACACAAGCUGCCAAACUAAAAGGUGACUACAGGACUGGAAAGCGUCUUAAUAUGCGCAAGGUGAUUCCAUACAUAGCCAGCCAGUUUAGAAAAGAUAAGAUAUGGCUGAGGAGGACAAAGCCCAGUAAACGUCAAUACCAAAUCUGUUUAGCCAUUGAUGACUCCUCCAGUAUGGUGGACAAUCACUCCAAGCAGCUUGCUUAUGAGUCCCUGGCUGUCAUUGGCAAUGCUUUGACACUUCUGGAAGUGGGACAAAUAGCUGUGUAUAGUUUCGGUGAAAAUGUGAAGCUUUUGCAUCCCUUCCAUGAACAAUUUAGUGACCAGUCUGGAAUGAGGAUAUUGAGUCUCUGCAAGUUCCAGCAGAAGAAGACGUUGCUUGCGCAGUUCUUGGAGUCCUCUGUUCAUAUGUUUACAGCUGCUCAACAGAUGUCCCAAAUUAGCAGUCCAGAAACUGCCCAGUUGCUUAUAAUCGUGUCUGAUGGUAGAGGAUUAUUUGUGGAGGGUAAGGACCGUGUCACGAAUGCUGUACAGGCUGUCCGUAAUGCCAAUAUCUUCACUAUUUUUAUAAUUCUGGACAAUCCUACUUCAAAGGACUCGAUCUUGGAUAUCAAGGUACCAAUUUUUGCUGAGCCUAAAGAAAUGCCAAAAAUGAUAUCCUACAUGGAUCAAUUUCCGUUCCCAUUUUACAUCAUCCUUCGAGACGUGAAUGCCCUUCCUGAAACCUUAAGUGAUGCCCUUAGGCAGUGGUUUGAAAUGGUGACUACCUCAGAGCAUUUCUAAACCACUUCCUAAUGAAUGCAUAGCAAGCUAUAUGGACUUUCACAUCACUUCAUGAGAAGGCACAGUGAGACUUUGAGGAUGCACAGCAAGGUUCUAGACUUUCAGAUGACUUUAUGUGGAGAGUAAAACAUCAGAAUUAUAAGGACACGUGGUAUUCCUGAACUGUAAUCUGUAUGUCUGAUGGCUCAGGUCAACUUCAGUUUCAUCGAUGCACCGAUACAGGAUGCUAUGCAAUGAUCAGUGACACAAUUUUACCUCUAUAUUUAAUAUGUUAUACCGACUGCUAUUAAAGGUUCAACGAUUCCCAUGUAUAACUUAUAGACCACUUUGUUAUAUCCCAGUUGUGCGACUUCUGGUAUUAUGGACAUUUUGGAUAGAUGACUCCACAUGGUUACAUAUUCUUUAGAGAUAUGGAUUGUAUUUAGUUUCAUUUUGACAAAAAAUGUUUUUUUUUUUUUUUUUUUAUUAAAACUGUCUAUAUCAUGACUUGAAAACAUUUAAAAGGUUUUUAUCAACGAGUCCAGACUAUUUUCUAGACUUGUGGUCAAAGCUGUAUUAUUAAGCAUAUUUCGUGAUAAAGUGAUAUGUCACUGUUAGCUACUGUGAAGUCAGUGUGUUUUGUACAAUGUAUCGAAGAAAUGGGGAUUAUGUGGUUAACAAAUCUACCCAUGGACAUUUUUCUCUUUUUCUCUUUAUCCUUUACCUAUGCAGCCUAAUAAAGACCAUUAAUAAUAAA
This is a messenger RNA of Pelobates fuscus (common spadefoot toad), 17594 nucleotides long. RefSeq names its product midasin AAA ATPase 1 (gene MDN1). The coding region runs from base 194 to 16858 and encodes 5554 amino acids. Gene Ontology annotation, biological process: ribosomal large subunit assembly; ribosomal large subunit export from nucleus. Lineage: Eukaryota; Metazoa; Chordata; Amphibia; Anura; Pelobatidae. Gene Ontology annotation, molecular function: ATP hydrolysis activity; ATP binding. The record is from RefSeq and is a predicted model, not a curated record. The transcript has 103 exons. Gene Ontology annotation, cellular component: preribosome, large subunit precursor; nucleus.